CCGGGGUCGAGAUGAAGUGUCGUGAAGUUCAUGAAAGACGGCCUUCUCAACACUCCAACAUGCAUUUCGCCGACGUUCCCUCCCUGCUCACAUUUGACAUGAUCAACAAUUGAUUGUACGCAUCCCCGCAGGCAUCUUGUAAAAUUGUAACCUAACAGGAAGAUUUGUCACUGGAUUUGUGUCAUUCAUUUACUGUGCCAGCAAUGACUGACCCUUGGCAGGAGUGCAUGGACCACUGUGUGGAGAUUGCCAAACAGGCUGGCAAGGUGAUCCGCGAGGCCCUCCAGGACGACAUCGCCGUCAUGCACAAGAGCUCGCAAGUGGAUCUCGUAACCGAGACGGACCAGAGAGUGGAGCGCCUCAUCAUAUCUUCCAUCAGGGCAAAGUUUCCCACACACAGCUUCAUUGCCGAGGAGUCAGUGGCAGCAGGCGCCCCCAGCAUCCUCACCGAUGACCCCACUUGGAUCAUUGAUCCAAUCGACGGCACCACCAACUUUGUGCACGGGUUCCCUUUUGUGUCUGUGUCAAUCGGCUUCACAGUCAAGAAAGAGAUUGAGUUCGGCGUGGUGUACAGUUGCAUUGAGGACAAAAUGUACACGGCGCGCAAGGGCAAAGGGGCCUUUUGCAACGGCCUUCCCAUCAAGGUUUCUGGACAGGAAGAUCUCAGCCGUUGCCUGGUGCUGACCGAGGUGGCCUUCAAAAAGGAUCAGCAGCAAUUGGACACCAUGAUGGCCAACCUCAGGAGCGUCCUCACCAUUCCUGUUCACGGCAUCCGCUCACCGGGCAGCGCCGCCAUCAACAUGUGUCUUGUGGCCAGCGGCGCGGCGGACGCUUACUACCACCUGGGCAUCCACUGCUGGGACAUGGCCGGGGGCACCGCCGUGCUCACCGAGGCUGGCGGCGUCAUCGUGGAUGUUUCAGGGGGUCCCUUUGAUCUGAUGUCCCGCCGGCUGAUCGCGGCCAGCAGUGCAGCGGUGGCUGAGCGCCUUGCCAGCCACAUCGUAGAUUUCCACGUCGGUAGGGACGACGCGUUGGGCUCAGAAAAAAACUAAAAAAACAAUAAAUGAGAGAGCGAGCUUAGUGGCACCUAAACAAGCUGCAAGUUUGUCUUGAGAGGUGAAACGCGGCGCCCCCUCCUGACGAGUCGUAAUAUUUGCAUCUGAAUUUUGAAUCAGAACUUUAAAUUUAAAUGCAAAUUCAAAAAUAUGUUGAACAGGUUUUCAGAUUUGCAACAUGUGUUGCAAUGUUUUAUUGUUGGUUUAAAAUUCUCACUUCUGCACCUGGACAAACUUGUUUUUUUCCUACCUCUGCUCUGUGUGUAUGCGAGGCCACUUUGGGUGCUGAGCUUUCACUGCUGAUUGGCUGUUAGCCCUGCCGUGGCACUGUGUGUAACCAAUCAGAUGAGAUGGUGCUGUGGGCGGGACAAUGCUGGAGAGUGAAUCAUGACAGCAGGCACGUGGCUGCAUUGAAAUAAAAUAGAUUGAAAUGGAUUUCUUAUGGGCCAUCUGAUUUGGAAAAAAAAAAAAGUCUGAUGUCAUUAUGUGAGAAAAUCCCCGUUAUCGUCCCAGGCCAAUAAUUGAUCUAUCCCGAAGUAAUGGGGAUGAUGGAAAAGUGAAGGAAAUGACGGCCGUUGGAAUUGAUUAUCCAAUCCGAUAAUUCCACCAAAUAAUUGAACCAGAGCGCUUCCUGUGUGUGAGGAAAGCCGCAUUCUCGGUGACUCUGAGACGGAAUGUAGCCAAUCUAGACUUCCACCUGACUGAGGAACAAGGGAGCGACGGAAAAUAAAAGCAAACGUCCCUUAUGACAUUGCCCAUUAUCUUCACUUGAUAAUGUGACAUGUUUUUUCUUCUUUUUUUUUCGGUUUGGGGGGGGGCCUUAACACGCUCAUUUCCUCCUCUUGUUUGAUGCCUCAGUUUUUCCGUUUGUUGCUGUUUCUGGUUGGAUGGUGGAGCGAAAUCUUUUCGUCUGUGUUUUUCCAUGUUGAGGUCAUCGGAGCACACAAUAGAACCAAAUCUCUUCAAUGCUUGAUUAGUUGAUUUGAUAAGAGUCUUUGAAGAUUUCAAAACUUCAUCUGCGUGUAGCAGGCCUUCGGCGUCCUUGCAGGGCAGGCCGCCCUUUGCAUCCCAAAUUUCGGAUGAUGACUUGCUUUUACCAUGAAUA
Hippocampus zosterae (dwarf seahorse) is the source of this 2160-nucleotide messenger RNA. RefSeq names its product inositol monophosphatase 1-like. Gene Ontology annotation, biological process: inositol metabolic process; signal transduction; phosphatidylinositol phosphate biosynthetic process. The record is from RefSeq and is a predicted model, not a curated record. The coding region runs from base 204 to 1052 and encodes 282 amino acids. Lineage: Eukaryota; Metazoa; Chordata; Actinopteri; Syngnathiformes; Syngnathidae. Gene Ontology annotation, molecular function: inositol monophosphate 1-phosphatase activity. The transcript is spliced from 9 exons.